UUCGUCCCUAGCCACGCGUUUGGAUCAGCCCCAGAAAUUCUAAAUACCCGUGCAAGUUUCACGUGAGCUCUGCGACUCGAACUCACAGCUGCCCUCGGCUGACACUGAAUCUGGCGCGUGGUCCUGGUGCCGUGGCGAAUCAGUGGCGCGCAAGAGGGAGCAUGUGGCCUCGGCUCUGAAGCAUGCUGGCCGGAGGGACCCUGUAGGAGUGGUUGGUCCAGUCGGGGCUGCAGUGGCCUGCCUUGCAGGAUGGCCAGUUUCCGUACGAGCCGAGAGCCUCGUGUUUAGAGGGCUGGGUGCUAACCUGGAACUGCAGACGCAGGAGUGUUAGUUACUGCACCCUGGCAAGCCACUCACUCAUCCAAGUUAUCAGCGGGUUUGACCGGGGAGUCAGCCACAGUGCACCGGCGCAGUCCGGGACUGAAGCUCUGUCACAUCAUCGGGCGGGCGAGAAACUCGGAGAAGGACGGGAUAGCGUGAGUGAGAUUCCCUGUUCUGCAGGAUGGACCCAGCCCCGUCUGUUGUCCGGCUCACCGUCCAGGAAGCCAUUCACACCCUUUCAUCCUCAGAGGAUGCUGGCCAUAUCCUUUCUUCCCUGGGGACUCUGAAGCGAUACCUCGGUGGAACCGAGGAUCCAGUUCUUCCUGAGGAGAAGGAGGAGUUUGCCACUGUCCAUUUCUCAGCCGUCCUUAGAUGUCUGGUCAGCAAGCUGAGCCCAGGUUGGCUGGAGCUAUCCCCCGGUGGCCAGCUGGAGCAGCUUUGGGAGAGCUUCUUCCUGGACGGCCCUCCAGACCAAGCCUUCCUGGUGCUGAUGGAAGCCAUUGAGAGCACUGCUGGCCCUAGCUUCCGUCUGAUGAAGAUGGCUCAACUGCUGGACACAUUUCUGAGCACGGGCAGAGUGGCUGCUCUAAUGGAGGAGCAGUGUCGGCCGCAGACAAAGCCCAGCUUUCCCCUGUUCCAGGAGACGCUACUCAGCAAGGUCGUGGGCUUACCUGAUCUCCUGGGCAACUGUCUCCAGCGGGACAACCUGACCCAGUUCUUCCCCCAGAACUACUUCCCUCUGCUUGGCCAGGAGGUUGUGCAGGCACUAAAGGCAGUUGUGAACUUUCUCCAAGGUGGUCUAGACUGCUCCGUCUCCUUCGUAUCUCGAGUUCUUGGGAAGGUCUGCAUCCAGGGCCGAAAGAGAGAGAUCCUGGGUGUGCUGGUGCCCCAGCUGACGGUGCUCACCCGGGACAGCUGUCUGUGGCAGCGGGUGUGCUGGCGCCUGCUGGAGCAGGUGCCUGACCGGGCAGUGGAGGCUGUGCUGACGGGACUUGUAGAGGCUGCUCCCAGGCCUGAAGUCCUGUCACGACUACUAGGGAACCUGGUGGUGAAGAAUAAGAAAGCGCGGUUUGUGGUGAGCCGCAAGCUUCUGCUCCUGCAGUACCAGCACACGACACCCAUGGUGCAGAGCCUGUUGGGGUACUUGGCUCUAGACAGUCAGCGGCGGCCACUCCUCACACAGGUGCUUAAGGAGCUGCUGGAGACCUGGGGUUGCAGCAGUGCUGUCCGACACACACCCUUGGAGCAGCAGUGUUACAUCAGCAAGGCCAUCCUUGUCUGCCUGGCACACCUCAGGGAGCCGGAGCUGCAGGACAUCCGGGAUGAAUUGCUGGCCAGCAUGAUGGCUGGCGUCAAGUGCCGCCUGGACAGCAGCCUGCCCCCUGUGCGUCGCUUGGGCAUGAUUGUGGCCGAGGUCAUCAGCUCCAGGAUCCACCCUGAGGGGCCUCCCCUGAAAUUCCAAUACGAAGAUGACGAGAUGAGCCGUGAGUUGCUGGCCUUGGCUGCCCCGGGGCCUGUGGGUGACUGCUCCUCGGUGUCACGAGGCCCAUCCCCAGCUCCUGUUGACACAGAGCCUCCUGUAGUGAUACCAGGAAAGGCCAUGGAGAGUGACGUCCCCACAACUCAGCCGCAGGGCUCUGACUCGGAGCUGGACAGUGACGAUGAGUUCAUCCCCUAUGACAUGUCAGGGGACAAAGAGCUGAAGAGCAGCAAGGAGCCCCUGUAUAUCCGAGACUGCGUGGAAGCCUUGACUGCAUCUGAGGACGUGGAACGCUGGGAGGCGUCCCUAAAGGGGCUCGAGGGCCUGGUAUAUAGGAGCCCCGCGGCCACUCGGGAGGUGAGUGUGGAGCUGGCCAAGGUGCUACUGCACCUGGAAGAGAAGACCUGUGUAGCAGAGUUUGAGCAGCUGCGCCAGAGCGCUCUGGUGGCUGUUACAGUCACAGACCCGGAGAAGGUAGCCAAGUAUCUGACCUCACAGUUCUAUGGCCUGAACUAUAGCCUCCGGCAGCGCAUGGACAUCCUGGAUAUUCUUGUUCUGGCUGCCCAGGCACUGUCUCGGCCAAGGGGCCUGCAGAGACAUUCCCAGCAUGGUUCCCCCGUUCCUGGCACCAUGUGUUCACCAGCACUAGCUGUUUCUCAGACUGGCAAUGCCGCUGCUCCUGACUGGCAGGUGGUUGUGGAGGAGCGGAUCAGAAGCAAGACCCGGAGGUUCUCCAAGGGCUGUCCUCGGCAGGAGCUGUCAGGCGUCCCCAAUGAGUUCAGCUCUGUGGCUGGCUACUUCUUCUUCCCCCUCCUUCAGCACUUUGACAGGCCUCUGGUGACCUUCGACCUUUUAGGAGAUGAUCAGUUGGUACUUGGAAGACUGACCCACACCUUAGCGUCCCUGAUGUACCUGGCUGUUAACACCGCAGUGGCCGUGCCUAUGGGUAAGGCCCUGCUGGAGUUUGUGUGGGCCCUUCGCUUCCACGUUGACAUUUAUGUGCGCCAGGGCUUGCUGUCUGCUGUGUCCUCUGUCCUCCUCAGUGUACCCACAGAGCGGCUGCUGGGGGACCUGCUGGAUGAGCUACUGGAAGCCAGAUCCUGGUUGGCAGACGUGGCCGAGAAGGAUAUGGAUGAGGACUGUAGGGAGCUGGCAGUAAGGGCUCUGUUGCUUCUGGAGAGACUCAAAGACAAGCUCCUAUCCAGUUCCCCUCCACAGCCCUGAGGAGUCUCCACAGGGGCCCGGAUGGAGCCUGGGCCAUCAGCACUGGAACAAGGGAAGGCCCCUGAGAAGCAGUCCACACGCCUGGGCUCUGUGUGGGAGCCAGGGCUGGAGAGGCUGCUGGUCCCUGUGUGCACAAAGUAGGCUCCUAUCAAUCUGUCCCCUGCUGUUAUUCCUUGGCCAGGCUAAGCGGUCAGCUAAAAAUACUGGGGGGGUCUGUGCCAAAGGAUGUAGGAGGCUGCAGCCUCUCCCCUGGGCUAUCCUAAGCCACACCUUAAAGAUGACGCCUGUUGGCUAUGGAGCUUGUGGGAAACAGGCCCAUAUUUG
Molecule: messenger RNA, 3349 nt
Organism: Mus pahari (shrew mouse)
Lineage: Eukaryota; Metazoa; Chordata; Mammalia; Rodentia; Muridae
Gene: Telo2
Product: telomere maintenance 2
Exons: 21
Coding region: 503-3025 (840 amino acids)
Biological process (GO): protein stabilization; telomere maintenance via telomerase
Cellular component (GO): cytosol
Molecular function (GO): telomeric repeat DNA binding; Hsp90 protein binding
Source: RefSeq, a predicted model, not a curated record